UCCAACAAACGUGUCCCCACAAGUGCCAAUAUUUACGAUGAGCCCACAUGCAAACGCAAACAAAAGGGACGUGAUCGCCUACAACGACAAUGAUCGGACGUUGUUUUACCCUCCGCCCUUGAAGAUCAACAAGGACUCCCACUCCAUCAAAAAGUCCUCGCCCUCCUCGUUGUCGGGCUCGCCGUCAUCGUCAGCGUUAUCAUCCACGUCUUCCCUUGUGAUCGCUAUGGCUGGGGUGAAACCGCCCCAACAACAGCGCCACCCGGUGAUUAUCUACACGCAUUCGCCCAAGAUCAUCCACACGCACCCGAGGGAUUUCAUGGCGUUGGUGCAGAAGCUCACGGGGCGCUCGCGCUUUGAGGACGAUGCGCGAGAGCCUCGUCGGCAGCGGCCGCCUCCUUCGAAGAAACGAGAGGUUAAUAAUGUGGAGGGUUUGUUGGAGGAGGAGAUCAUGAAUAAUAAUAGGGUCGCCGGAAAGGUUAUGAUGAGGAACGAGGACAACGAUUCCUCGUCGGUUAUUACGACGGAGGAGAAUUGUAGCAGCACAAACAUUAAUAGUAACGAUAUUAACAACAACAAUAACAAUAAUAAUGUAGGAGUAGGGAGUGUCGUAGGUGUAGGAGGAGGAGGGGAUGGUCAGGUGAGUUCCUGCUUCAUGCCGCCCAAUCCUUACAUCGGAAACAUUCCGGUUUUGACGCCGAAAGCUGCCGAUUUCUUGUGCUCCAAUUCCAUCGACCACCUCUUCACAACAAUAUGAUGAUCAUGAUUCAUGGUCAUGCGGCGGAGGAAAAGGAGGAGGAAUACUACUUUGUGAUGGAAUGUCCCUGCCGACGUGACUAAAUUGAAGGGAAGGAUUCACCCUUGUUUGUUAGAAUUAAUAUUUGAUUAUUUCUUGGUUUUUGCUUUUGAUCGAUUUUUUGUUGGGUUUAAUGGGGAUGCCUGCAAGCUGCCAAUAAAAGUUCGAAUUUUCUGGGGUAGAACAUUUUUUUAUUCAAAUUCUUUUUG
This is a messenger RNA of Pyrus x bretschneideri (Chinese white pear), 1005 nucleotides long. RefSeq names its product VQ motif-containing protein 20-like. Bases 38 to 757 code for a protein of 239 amino acids. Gene Ontology annotation, cellular component: nucleus. The transcript has a single exon. The record is from RefSeq and is a predicted model, not a curated record. NCBI's taxonomy places the organism in Eukaryota, Viridiplantae, Streptophyta, Magnoliopsida, Rosales, Rosaceae.